AUGAUCUUUCAAUCUCUACAUCUUACCCUCUUAUCAUUCCUUCUUUUUUCUCUUUCUGUGUCAUUCUUUUUUAUCUCUCUCUCUCAUUCCUUUCUUUUUUCUUUCUCACUACUUUCAUAUCAUUCCUUCUUCUUUCUCUUUCUGUGUCAUUCCCUUUUCUUUCUUUCUCUCUCUCUGUUACUCCUCCUUUUUUCUCUCUCUCUGUUACUUCUUCCUUUUCUCUCUCUCUGUUACUCCAUCUGUCACUCUCUUUCUCUCCAUCUUUCUCCCUCCUUCCUUUCUCACUUCAUCUUUCUCACUCUAUCGAUCCUUCUCUUUUUUUUCUCUCACUCCUGCCAUCUUUUUCACUCCAUUAGUCCCUCUCUUCUUUCUCUCUCCAUCACUCCCUCCAUUCUCCCUAUCCAUCAGUCCCUCUCUCUCCCUCCUUUUUCUCUCUCUCUCGCACACUCUUUCCAUCUUUUCUCUCACUCCAUCAGUCCCUCUCUUUUAUCACUUUCUCUAUCUCUCUCACUCCCUCUCUUUCUCCCUCCCACUUCAUCAGUCCCUCACUUUUCUCUUUCCAUGUCACUCUUUCUUCUCCCCAUUUCUCCAUGUAAGCAUUAUCUUCUCUAG
Acanthosepion pharaonis is the source of this 612-nucleotide messenger RNA. Lineage: Eukaryota; Metazoa; Mollusca; Cephalopoda; Sepiida; Sepiidae. The record is from the annotation of a GenBank genome assembly.